AUGUUUGAUGAGGAUUGGGUCAAGUCCAAAGGGCCGGAAUCUCCGCAGUCCCAACAAACGGACUCCAUCAUGGAAGACAAUGUGGAUGAGCUUGCGGAAGAUGGCCCAUCGUACAACCUUGGAUGGGGGGAUAUGGAUGCCGGAUCUCAAGCUGCUGCAUCUGUGUCGGUGGAUGACAUCUCUACUGGGCCUUCAUACGAUCUAGGAUGGGGUGCGAACACCACGAUCUCCGACAUUGACACUGACGAUAUAUCGAAGUCGGCCGAGAUGGCAGAAGGACCUGCUUAUGAUCUCGGAUGGGGUGGUGCUGACACUGCAUCUGGAUCCCCUAUCGAUGCCUGCAUGGAGUUGUCGAGUGGCGGGAAUGAUGGGCCGAUGUAUGAUCUUGGGUGGGGCCCUGCCUUGCCAUCAUCUGCCGGUGACGUUGAAGGGACAUCCGGUGAUGAGGUGGGCGGUGAUGAAAGCCCAGUAUACGAUCUUGGGUGGGUCCAGAUCCAACAAGAGCUAUUUCAUACUGAAGCACCCGAGGAACCGACAACUGGGGCCGACAACUCGAGAGCGGACAACAUCAUUGAUCUUUGUAGCGAUGAAGAGCCGGUGUAUGAUCUCAGAUGGGAAAAUCAUGAACAAGACAUCAUUGAUCCGUCGGGCGACAGAGAUGAUAAUCCCACAAAUGCGACAGAAGACGUGAAAUGGAAACCCGGACGGCCGAUCCGCGGAGAUUCGGACAUGGAACAAGAUGAUCGGGAAAGCUCGGCCGUUGAAAUUAUAGAAGAUGAUUUGCAAGGCACCCAGACCAUUCUUCGAGUGAAUCGUCGACUGAAAACAAUCGGUAACACCAUGGCCGACGAGCACAUCCAUGCCAUCGUAGAGAAUGCUACACAUGGCUUGACUGCAUCUCGCUUACCGGCCGAGAUUCUGAUCGACAAUAGGAGUAUACUUGGAGGGUACGCUGGCACCCAGGACCGGGUCACCACAUAUUACAGUGACCUAUCUCCGUAUAAUACGAGGGAACGAACAUGCAUAAUAUCCCGUAUGAUACGGGCCAGCGGACCAUGGGCCCAUGAUAAAAAUAUCCUCGACUAUGACGGAUGGACCGGGAGGCAAAUUAUUCCCGAUGGAGGCGGGUGGGCCCAUGCAGGGAAUAUAUAG
Molecule: messenger RNA, 1152 nt
Organism: Suillus plorans
Lineage: Eukaryota; Fungi; Basidiomycota; Agaricomycetes; Boletales; Suillaceae
Exons: 5
Coding region: 1-1152 (383 amino acids)
Source: RefSeq, a predicted model, not a curated record